AUGGAUAGCGGUGUCUUCCUGAGAUCUUUGACUGCUUUUGGUGCGAACGAUGGGGUACUGUACUCAGCAGAACUGCAAGGCCUUCGUGAACAACUGGCAUCGGCAAGGGCCAGUGCAGUUCGACAAAGAUGGCGUGUGUUUGCUGGAUUUGCUUUGGCUCGGCACCUUCGAUGUAAAUUGAUGAAUAUUCCAGUCCGACCAAAGGUACUAAUCACGUAG
This is a messenger RNA of Opisthorchis viverrini, 219 nucleotides long. RefSeq lists its product as hypothetical. The record is from RefSeq and is a predicted model, not a curated record. Lineage: Eukaryota; Metazoa; Platyhelminthes; Trematoda; Opisthorchiida; Opisthorchiidae. The coding region runs from base 1 to 219 and encodes 72 amino acids. The transcript has a single exon.